AUGUCGCGUCGCCGGUCAUCUCACAGCGAAGCCGCGCUUACAGCGUCAGAACCAGCGAACCCAGCCCUGGCAUAUCCGUUCUCCAACUCUCACCAAAGCCAUCAGACACACCGUCGGGGGCCUAUUGAAGGGCCUUACGGACAGAGACUGACGCGUAGAGUCACCUGGCGGUCGUCGACCUACAAGCUUGUAGCAUACCUCUAUGUCCUGGCAGUGCUCUAUAUCGUCUGGUUGAUCCGGGACAUCUUCUUCCUGCCCUUCUCGUCCUCCUCUUCAUCACCUGCACAGCGCAGUUCCCAAGGGAUUGCUCCAGAUGAUCAUUUGGCUCGAUUUAUGGGCAGUGAUGAGUGCGGCAUCUCUUCUACUUCUCUCUAUACUCCUCCCACUGGUGACGGGGCACUGAGGAAUGCUUAUUGUCAGAAUCGGGCUGCACUACUCGAUGCAAUGAGCAAUGGAGGGCAUCAGGGGACUGGCACUUCAUAUGACCCUCAAGGUUGCCACUACCGGUGGUUGUCGACAGACGAGAUCUGCGAUGUGCUUAACCGUUUCGACGGGAUUGUCUUCGUCGGGGACGGUCCUCUUUUCAGCAUUUAUGCUGCGUUCAACAUUCUUUUACGAGAAAAUCUGGUUUUUGGAUCCUUGAAACAGUGGGACAUGGAUUCCAGACAGCUCGAAGAGUGCAAGUGCGACAAGCAGUUCUCGAACAGCCAAUGCCUGGCAUUUCGAAUCGGUUCCAGUGAAGAGGUGUACAGCUACGAUGGGAAGGCUUCGAGCAGGAGCCCCUACGUUUGUCCAGCAUAUAUCCGUCAUAUUUUCUUGCCUGUGACAGGAUCUCCGUCUCCCAGAUCUGUCCAUGACAAGUUCCAGGAGAUAAUGCCCGCUACCGCUGGUGGCAACAAGCCCGUUCCUGUGAUCCACAGCCUGUCUUUGUCCACCUAUCUCUCCCGCAAAACUGCGGCUGCAAGUAUGGACGAAUGGCUGGGUUUCGCCCGAGCCAGCGGACGAAAGGUCCCCUUUCUCUGGAUUGGACCUACAUCCGCUGGUUAUCAGAACCAGAGAGAUACAGUCGGAUCGCAGGAAGAUCUUGCUCUACAGCAGUAUACGCUUGAUACCGCUAGAACAGCGCAUAGCAAGGGUAUGGAAGUUCUAAGUAUGUACAACGCUACAUCGGAAGCAACGAGUCUACACGGCUCCUCUUCUGGAGAAAAAACCUCUUUGAUGCAAGCCAUGAUGAUUCUUAACUGGCUUUCACAUCUGUGA
Paecilomyces variotii is the source of this 1260-nucleotide messenger RNA. RefSeq lists its product as hypothetical. The transcript is spliced from 5 exons. Bases 1 to 1260 code for a protein of 419 amino acids. The record is from RefSeq and is a predicted model, not a curated record. NCBI's taxonomy places the organism in Eukaryota, Fungi, Ascomycota, Eurotiomycetes, Eurotiales, Thermoascaceae.